Saprolegnia parasitica CBS 223.65 is the source of this 1996-nucleotide messenger RNA. RefSeq lists its product as hypothetical. The record is from RefSeq and is a predicted model, not a curated record. The transcript has 3 exons. Lineage: Eukaryota; Oomycota; Saprolegniomycetes; Saprolegniales; Saprolegniaceae. Gene Ontology annotation, cellular component: TRAMP complex; nucleolus. Gene Ontology annotation, molecular function: mRNA binding; poly(A) RNA polymerase activity. Gene Ontology annotation, biological process: RNA 3'-end processing. The coding region runs from base 26 to 1960 and encodes 644 amino acids.
CGUGUUCUUGCACACUCGCGGUGGGAUGGAGAACGACGAGCCAAAGCCCAAGGCGCGCGGCCACUCGGGCCCGCGGAAGCGCCGACCAAAGAACCGCAACAAGAAGAAGGACGACGAUGGCGAAGUAGCCGGCGCGAGUCCGGCGCCAUCGGUCGUCGUCCGCCCUGGGGAGGCCCCGUCGUCGCCGACGCGAUCCAAGCUCUGCGCCUCGGCCAAGCCAUUUUCGCCGACCAAGUCGCCACCACUGCGUCCAGCAGCUGGAUCACCGCAGAGCAUAUCGCCACCGUCGAGUCUCGAGGUCGAAGCCGCGACCCGUGCGUACUGGGUCCAAUGGGCGAUUGAGGCCGCCGAGAAGGAGCGCGCACGCCGCCUCGGUCUUCUUGCCGAGAUCCAGCUCGCCGAAGACGUCGAGCGGCUCCGGCGCCAGUCGUGGGCGAUGCGGGCCAUCGAGGCGGAGCAGCAGUCGCGCACGGCCAACAUGUUUCUCGAGGCCAUGCAAAACACAGCGUGGUUCCAAGCGACGAUCUCGCCGUCCUUUCUCGACUACGAAGUGGUGUGUCCCCACAGCUGGUUUGGCUGCAGCUACAGCUGCAUGCUGCGCCACGUCGAGGAGCAUCUGCGGGACUGUCCCUAUCGACAAGUGCCCGACACGACCGUCGCCGAACCCAUGGACCUCGACUCGUACGACAUUGUGUGCCCGAACGCAAUCCUUGGGUGCAAGGCCGUGUGCUCUCGGGAUGCAGUCGCCGAGCACCUCUUGGUCUGCAGCGUCGUUCGGACGCCCGAGGCUGAGUACGAAGAGCGCAUGAACAAACGCGAAGUCGUGAUCCAAGCCAGCGAGGACGAGCGGCUUCGCCGCAUGCACGAGACCAAGCCGUGGCCACUCUCGGAGCUCCAGCGACUCUACACGGAGCAAGCCGGCGCUUUGCAGAUGCGACUGCACUCGGAGAUCGUCGCCUUCGCCGACUACACGGCGUCGCCCGUCGAUGCGACCGCGGUCGCCUGCGUUCUGUCGCGUCUCUGUGCCAUUGCGCAGCUCGUGUGGCCCAACGUUUGCGUGGAACCGUAUGGAUCGUUUGCCACGCAGCUCAACGGCCCGUCGAGUGACGUCGACGUCGUCAUUGGCUACUUUGGGGACGCGCCCGUGCCGCCGGUGCCCCAAUUUGAUGUCGAAGUGCUUGCCGACGUCUUGAUCCGCAACGGCAGCGAACGCAUUGUGUUUACAAACAUCCAGGCCAUUCCACACGCCGCGAUUCCGCUCGUCAAGGUCCUCGUCGAGCUCCACGCGGAGGACGCGGAUCACGUCAUCCACGUGCCGCUCGACAUCACGUUUUGGAACCUGCAGCACUACGGCCUCGCGAGUGCGGCGCUGUCGCGUCAGCUGUGCGCCGACUUGCCUGGCUUGCGCGAAGUGACGCUCGUACUUAAGUACUUUUUGAGCAAGCGCGGUAUGAACGACGUGUACCGCGGGGGCCUCUCGUCGUACGGCUUGCUGCUCAUGGUGGCCCACGUGAUGUUGUUGGACGAGCCGAAAGCCGAGGCCGUGCCCGACGAGUCCGAUGCGGACGUGCAAGGCGCUAUCGUACCGUGGCAGCAGUCGCGUGGCGUGCAGAUCGGUCGGGCGAUCACGUCACGCGUGUGCAGCGACGGUGCUUCGCCCAACCUCGGAAAACUCUUCAUGGACGUCUUGCAGUACUACGGCAAUGACUUCCAGCCCGAGGUCGACGUCGUCACUGUCCUCUUGUGGAUUGGACAAAGUGAGCCGUGGACGACUCUGUACAUUCAAGACCCGCUGCACGCGCCCAACAACGUCGGUCGCAACUGCUAUCGUAUUUCGCACAUCCUACGCGGAUUCAACGACGCCCUCAACUACCUCACGUCCCUCAUUGUGCGCGGGAACGACCACAAGUACGCCUCGAUACUCGACCACAUUCUCAACGGUCCGAUCGCGCCGCCAUGAUCGUCUUAAUUUAAUAGCACCCAACCCUUCUUGCCA